Molecule: messenger RNA, 994 nt
Organism: Zea mays
Lineage: Eukaryota; Viridiplantae; Streptophyta; Magnoliopsida; Poales; Poaceae
Exons: 5
Coding region: 1-726 (241 amino acids)
Source: RefSeq, a predicted model, not a curated record
AUGGCGUGGCCACGAUGCGCGACCACCUUGCUGCGGCGGAGGUACCACGACGUGAAAUUGCCGCCGGACCACCCAGCUAAGUGCCCGCAGAUCCCAGACAACCCUCUCCGAGCACCAGUGAGCACCCCCGGGCCAAGGCUGGUACUCCACCGCCCCGUGAGAGCAAUGCGGUGGCGCGUCCUUCACCCACCCAUGGCGCGACACGGUUGCAAGAAGUUUCAGGGGGAAGAUGGCCUGACAGCGCGGGGCCCUCGUGGCAGUGUCCAGGCGCGCGCGCAGACCCCAGCUGAGGCCGCUGACCUGUGGGCCACACGACACGGUGAACCCCCGCGCGGGAGAAAAGGAGAUCCGGCUACCUGGGCACGCCAUCCGACCUCCCUGCGAACCUCUGUAUCGGCCGAUAUUCCUCAAGAACACAGUGCAAACAGUAACACAUCAGCAAGUUCGAGACUGCCAAAAAUAUGCAAGGCAGCUGGCUGGAAAGAACCAUCAUUUGACUUUGAAGAACAAGGACCUCCGCAUAACAGAGUAUUCACAUGCAAGGUGACCGUCCACCUGGAUGAACUGGUCAACACCAUUAUGGAGUGUUUCAGCGACCCCAAACCUAAGAAGAAAGCUGCACGGGAGAACGCCGCACAAGGGGCAUUAUGGUGCCUUGAGCGCUCUGGUUAUGUCAAGUCAUCUUCAGAUGUUCCUGACCUGUGCGGCCAUCAGCCCUUCUGCUAGCCAGAUCUACCCUUGUAGGAGUAUUAAUGUUGGUAGACGGGUGCAGCUUGUUGCUGUGGCACAGUGGUUAUCCAUGCACUGAUGCCAUGAUACUCUUGAGAAGUUGAGUCCCUUAUGAAUCUUGAGCCGGCUGUGUUGGCUCGUGUACCUAGUCUCUAGCUCGUUUGGUUACAUGCCCAACGCCUGCACUUGUACUGUGUAAAAUACUGAACUCCGGCGAUCAAUGCAAUCAAACUGGAACUCCUAGCCGAGCUCUGUCUUGCAAUUC